This is a messenger RNA of Diorhabda carinulata, 828 nucleotides long. Its product is annotated as COMM domain-containing protein 4. Bases 194 to 757 code for a protein of 187 amino acids. NCBI's taxonomy places the organism in Eukaryota, Metazoa, Arthropoda, Insecta, Coleoptera, Chrysomelidae. The transcript is spliced from 2 exons. The record is from RefSeq and is a predicted model, not a curated record.
UUUGGUUAAGAAAUUAUAUAUUUUUCAAAUUUAAUGUAAUUCAAGUAAACAAACGCAUUCGUCUCCAUUUUUCGGUGGUCUAAACAUUUUUCUUAAUUUGUUUCCAGUAAUACGCUUCUGCUCUUUACCUUUUGAAAUACCAGGUGAUGUCCAACUAUCUAAAAGGAAGUAAUUAAGUUGUAGAGAAAACAUAAUGAAAUUUAGAUUUUGUGGUGAUGCAGAUUGUCCCGAUUGGGUACUAGUCGAGAUAAACACCCUUUCGAGGUUAUCGUCUAUAAAAUUGAAGCUUCUAUCACAAGUAGUGGCCCAAGGAUUAAUUAACCCACCAUUAGAUAUGGAAAAAGCUAAUAAAUUAUUCGCGGAAACCAAAUUAGACGGUUAUUUCGACUUAAAAGCUUGCAUAGCUUGCAUCAGCUAUAUAUUAACCUCGACAAUUCGUUUUAAUUGUGAUAGUAGCGCUUUACAAAGCGAGUUACAACAAUUAGGGUUACCCAGAGAGCACAGUACGUCUCUGAAGAGAAUCAUCGACGAUCAAGCGACUUUACUCACAGAAAAAUUCAAGGCACUUUCUCUUAGGGUUAAUCCUUUGGAGGAAUUUAGUAGUACCAUAGACCCGGAUAUUAAAUGUGGUAUUUUGGAUUUAAAAAUAAAUGGAAACGAUUAUUCUGUUACUUUAACACCUCUUACUGUUGGAGUGUUGUUGGAUGAUUUAGAACAAGUUAGAAAAACCAUGAUUGAGUUGAAGGAAGCAUCUUGAUGUAAAUACAAGUUAAAAAUUGUUAAGUUCUGAAUUAAUAUUUUCAAAGGAAAUAAAUUAUCUGCUUUUUA